CUGUCGGGCCUUCGGAGGUGAGACUGCUAAGUCUGAUGGCUUUCAGCAGCUUUGGGCCUGGGAAAGGGGGCCCUGGACUUCUGGGAGAGACCUCGUUAAUGUUCCAGCCUGAGCUAGGAACCCAGGCCAGAAUGGAGGGACUCGCCUGGGUAGCCGCUGUCAAACCUUGGCUUGCUUCGCCGCCUCUGCUUGGUCGUCAUCUUAAGGGUUAAGGUCCCCAUGAUGCCUUCUGAAGCUAUUCCUGAACCUGGGCCCUCAUUUGAGAAUAACUCACAGGCUAUGUUUAGUACAGACUAGCCUCUCCAGCCCUUCCGUUUCCCCUCAUUCACAUUUUGGGUCCUGCCAAGUGCAGGUUUACAUUCGGGUUCCCCCUGGAUUGACGAGUCCCAUAGGCUUUGACAAAUGCAUACACUCACGUACUCGCCAUUAGAGCUGCACGCACAAUGUAAACUUGCUGCUCCUUGCUGCCGGAGGGGCUCCUCUGGCCGCCUGCCUCCCAGCGGAGCCGGCACUCCGGAGCUGUCACUAUACCUCACGCCCCAGCUACAGCAGGUGGCACGCUGCCCCCCUGCUAGGUUGAAUAAUUCGCCACCCGAUCCCAUAGCUAGAUUCUUUGGCCCGUACCUGACACGUGACCAACAACAGGCCGCGCAGAAAGCUGAAACUAGCGCGAGGGCGGGGGCAGACAGAUCAGCUGCGCCUGCGCAAAGCCGCCGCUGGAGGAGGCUUUGUUCUGAUUGGUUCAAGCCGCGGACUUCCCUUUGUAUGGUUCGGAGGCGGGAGCCGGUCCCGCCCUCAGCGUCCGGAGUCAGUCGCUUCCGGUUCGCAGACCGAGACGGGCAGCGUUCCCAGGCUCCGAGAUGCGCGGGCAGCUGGGCGAGCAGCUGCGCUGCCUGGAGCUGCAGGGCGAGCUUCGGCGGGAGCUGCUGCAGGAGCUAGCCGAGUUCAUGCGUCGCCGCGCCGAGGUGGAGCUCGAGUACUCCCGGGGCCUGGAGAAGUUGGCAGAGCGCUUCUCCAGCCGCGGGGGCCGCCUCGGGGGCAGCAGCCGGGAGCACCAAAGCUUCCGGAAGGAGCCUUCCCUCUUGUCACCCUUGCAUUGCUGGGCCGUGUUGCUGCAGCACACGCGGCAGCAGAGCCGGGAGAGCGCAGCCCUCAGCGAGGCAUUAGCGGGGCCCUCGGCCCAGCGCCUGAGCCACAUCGCGGAGGACGUGGGACGCCUCGUGCGGAAGAGUAAGGACCUGGUGCAGCAGCUGCAGGAGGAGCUCCUGGAGGUGGUGUCAGAGCUGCAGACGGCCAAGAAGACCUAUCACGCGUAUCACGUGGAGAGCGUGAACGCCGAGGCCAAGCUCCGAGAAGCUGAGCGACAAGAGGAGAAGCGGGCAGGGCGCAGUGCCCCUGCUGCCCCUGCUGCCCCCGCUGCCGCCGCCACUGAGGCAGGGCCCCUCCGCAGGAGCUCCGUGAAGAAGGGUGGGCGGCUGGUGGAAAAGCGCCACGCCAAGUUCUUGGAGCACAAACUCCAGUGCACAAAGGCACGGAAUGAAUACCUGCUGAGCCUGGCCAGCGUCAACGCUGCUGUCAGCAACUACUACCUGUGCGACAUCUUGGACCUCAUGGACUGCUGUGACACAGGCUUCCACUUGGCCCUGGGGCAGGCGCUCCGGAGCUACGUGGCUGCUGAGAGCCGCACCCAGGCCUCUCACAUGCAGGGCCUGUGCAGCCUGGAAGAGGCCCUGGAGGCCCUGGAUCCCCCAGGGGACAAGGCCAAGGUGCUUGAGGUGCAUGCGACGGCCUUCUGCCCCCCGCUGCGUUUUGACUACCAGCCCCAUGAGGGCGAUGAGGUGGCUGAGAUCCAGGUGGAGCUGGAGCUGAGGGACGAGCUUCUGCCCCGAGCCCAGAAUAUUCAGAACCGCCUGGACCGGCAGGCGGUCGAGACUGAGGAGGUGAACAAGACGUUGAAGGCGACACUGCAGGCACUGCUGGAGGUGGUGGCGUCAGAUGACGGGGACACGCUGGACUCCUUCCAGGCCAGCCCCUCCACCGAGUCCCUCAAGUCCACCAGCUCCGACCCCGGCGCUCGGCAGCUGGGCCGGAGGCGGGGCCAGCAGCAGGAGACGGAGAGCUUCUACAUCGCGAAACUCCAGGAGUACCUGAGCGGGCGGAGUGUCCUCGCCAAGCUGCAGGCCAAGCAUGAGAAGCUACAGGAGGCCAUCCAGCGAGGUGCCAAGGAGCAGGCGAUGUCUCGAACCCAAUACACGCAGAGAAAGUUCCAGAAGAGCCGCCAGCCUCGCCCCAGUUCCCAGUAUAACCACAGACUCUUUGGGGGAGACAUGCAGAAGUUUAUCCAGAGCUCAGGCCAGCCCGUGCCCCUGGUGGUGGAGAGCUGUAUCCGCUUCAUUAACCUCAACGGCCUGCAGCACGAGGGCAUCUUCCGGGUGUCGGGUGCCCAGCCCCGGGUCUCAGAGAUCCGUGAUGCCUUCGAGAGAGGGGAGGACCCGCUGGUGGAAGGCUGCACAAUGCACGACCUGGACUCCGUGGCUGGGGUGCUAAAGCUCUACUUCCGGAGCCUGGAGCCCCCCCUCUUCCCUCUGGACUUGUUUCACGAGCUUCUGGCUUCUGCAGAGCUGGAGGCCGUGGCCGAGCGAGUGGAGUCCGUGAGCCACCUGCUGGCCAAGCUGCCGGCGUCGGUGCUCGUGGUGCUGCGCUACCUCUUCAGCUUCCUCAACCACCUGGCCCAGUACAGCGACGAGAACAUGAUGGACCCCUACAACCUGGCCGUGUGCUUCGGGCCCACGCUGCUGCCCGUACCUGCGGGCCAGGACCCUGUGGCCUUGCAGGGCCGCCUCAACCAGCUGGUGCAGACCCUCAUCGUGCAGCCGUCCAAGGUGUUCCCGCCCGCAACCGUGCUGCCGGGCCCCGUGUACGAGAAGUGCAUGGCGCCGCCGUCCGCCAGCUGCCUGGGGGACGUGCAGCUGGAGGGCCUGGCAGGGGAGAACGAGCCAGAGGAGGGUGAGGGACUGGCAGGCACGCCCCCCUCCGUCCCCGCCCCGGGGGCCUCCCUGGCGCCACCCUCGGACCCGGGGGCCGUCACGGAGGCUGUGGCCUGCUUCGCCUACACGGGCCGCACGGCACACGAGCUCACGUUCCAGCGCGGGGACGUGCUGCGGCUGCACACGCGGGCCUCGCCUGACUGGUGGCGGGGUGAGCUGGGCGGCGUGCGGGGCCUCAUUCCACACAAGUACAUCACGCUGCCCGCGGGGCCAGAACCAGGCACCCCACCGGAGACUGUGGGCCCAUCUGGGCGCAGACGACACUGCUUGCUCCCCACGUCCCCGGAGCGGCCAGUGGAGGUGGACAAGGCUGUGGCACAGCACAUGGAGUCUGUGUUUCAGGAGCUCUUGGGAAAGACGGCGGCGGCCACCUUGUCCGGCCCUGGCGCCCGCAGCCCAAAGCCAGUGGCCUGCAGCCGCCUAGGCAGGAGCAAAGGCUUCUCCCGUGGCCCCGGGGCUGCGACGGCCUCCUCAGAGUCCCAUCCCCAGGGCCCGGACUCCAUCUUCAAGCCGCACUGAGCUGUUGUGGCAGAGCUGCUGGCCAGGCUCCUUUACAGGCCCCGCCCUGUCCCAGAAGGCCACUGGCGAAGCUGGCCAGCCUGCGCAGGCUCAUGGCUUUCCGGCAGCCCUCGCUUAGGCGCCUGCGGGAGGCAGCUGAGCCAGGAGGCUGGGCCCGCCUCUCUGUGGCUCUGCCGGGGGUGGAGUGGGGGCGCUCAUCAGCCUCUCCCUCAGCUGCGGGUGGACAUUGGCGGUGAUUCAUAAAGACCUGUGCGUGGA
Molecule: messenger RNA, 3824 nt
Organism: Oryctolagus cuniculus (rabbit)
Lineage: Eukaryota; Metazoa; Chordata; Mammalia; Lagomorpha; Leporidae
Source: RefSeq, a predicted model, not a curated record